CUAUUUUACUUCUUCUUUCUUUUAUGGCUGGUUGGGCAUUAGUCGCCCAUACACCAUUGUUUCUUAUGGGUUUGUAGAAUAUAAGCAAAACUUCUCUAAGAGAGGGGGGAGUCUAAAAAAAGGUCCAGACAAAGGACAUACGCAGCACGCAAAAACUCGUCCGAACCCGACACGUUGUCAGUCGGAACUUAUCCCUAUUUUACAUGUGAUUUCCAUAGACAUGGAAUAUAUAGAUAGACUUCAUGUAUAAUCAUGCAUAGCAGCCUUUAGUAUGCAUUAAUGCGGCGUAGUGUGGGUGAGUGAAUUGAUUAUCAAUUUUUGAUUCUAACCGUGCAAUUUUAACCUCGUGUUUCUACGUUAUUUCGCGCGAUUUCGAAGCAAAAUGGAUUCUCAGACAAAUAAAAAAAUAACAUGGUCUUUGCUGGAACUCACCGGACUCUUGGAAGAAGAGAAUGCUCACGUGCACUUUGAGAGAACCACCAAGCAUCUCGCGUUACAUCCGUACCAUUUAAUUAACAUUCAGCGAGGUCUGAAUCAAAUAUUAAAAUCAUCAUUGAACAGCUACGACAAAGAAUUGAAUGGAUUUAUGCUCGCUUUUAAAAAUCCGAAAUUACUUAGUAAUUUUGGGGAGCUACUCUAUGACUCUCCCUUUAUCCAUGUUGAUAUAGAAGCAGACUUUUAUUUGUUUCGUCCAAUGGUUGGAUCUUUUCUAAAAGGUAUAGUGAACAAGAAAGGCUUGGAUCAUAUUGUAGUCCUAGUGCAUAAAAUAUAUACUAUAUCUAUUCCAAAACCGGAUAAUAUGGAGGAAUGGUUAGGAGAUUCGGUGGAGAUUGGUCAAGAAAUAAGAUGCUGCAUAAAUCAUGUAGACAACAAGAGUAAGCCUCCUUUUAUCUGUGCCACUUUAAAUUCUGAUUAUUUGCAAGGCUGCAGAUUAUCACAGAGCAUAAAUAAUGUCUAUAAUAUGGAAAAUGUUAUUGAAAACCACAACUUAGAUAGUACUAUUAAGCUUGAGAAGACAAACAGUGAAAUAUCAGAAGAUGAUAAUAUUUCUGCUAAAGAGAAGAAACGUCGAAAGAAACAUAAAAAGUCUUGUGAGAUUAAUACUUUUAAAAAUACUAAAUAUGAAGAUAAUAAUACGGAUAGUACUAUUGAAAGACAUGAUGUGAAUAGCACUGACAAUUCAAUCAAUGAAGAUGAUACAGUCUCUGAUAAAGAGAAGAAGAAACACCGAAAGAAACAUAAAAAGUUCAAUGAAAUUGCUUCAGAAUCUUGUUUUAAAGAUCAGACAAAAACCGAAUCAAGCAACAAUACAGGGAACGAUAUUUACAGGUAUAUCAAAUGUGAAAUUAAUGAUGAUACAGACAGUAUUAUCGAAAAUCAAAAUCUGAAUAAUACUAUCAAAAUUGAUACUUCAACCAAUCAAAUAUUAAAAAGCGAUACUAUUUCCGAAAAAGAGAAAAGAAAAUACCGAAGAAAACAUAAGAAAUCUAGUGAAAGUGAUCUAGAAUCUACUUCUGAGGAUAAAAAUAAAUCUAAAUUGAAUAAUAAUGCAGAAAGUGAUAUUUAUAUAAAUAUUAAAUGUGAAAAUAAUAUCCAUAAUAGUGUUAUUGAAAGCCACAAUCUAGAUAGUAGCAUUAUUAAGAUUGACAGUUCGAUGAAUGGAAUAUUGGAAGAUGAUGCUUUUUCUGAUAAAGAAAAGCAGAAAUUUCGAAAAAAACAUAAGAAAUAUCGUAAGAUUAAUCCAGAAUCUAUCUCUGACAAUAAGAAUGAAACUAUAUUGAGCAACAAUACAGACAGCAAUAUUCACAAAAAUAUUAAAUGUGAAGAUAAUAUUCAUGAUAGUGCUAUUGAAAGCAACAAUCUGGAUAGUAGCACUAUUAAAAUCGACAGUUCAACGAAGGAAAUAUUGGAAGAUGAUGCUUUUUCUGAUAAAAAAAAACAGAAAUUUCGAAAAAAACAUAAGAAAUAUCAUGAGAUUGAUCCAGAAUCUAUCUCUGAGGAUAAGAAUGCAACUAAAUUGAACAAUAAUACAGAUAGCAAUAUUCACAAAAAUAUUAAAUGUGAAGAUAAUAUCCAUAAUACAAACAGUGCUGAAAAUUACAAUCAGGAUAGAAUUAUUAAAAUUGAAAAAUUAACCAAUGAAAUAUCAGAAGAUGCUACUUCCAACAGAGAGAGGACUAAACAGCGAAAAAAACGCAAGAAGUCUCCUGAGAUUGAUACAGAGAGUGAAGCUGCAUCUGAUUAUUUAGAAAGUUACAAGAGAAAAAAAACAUCCAUAUUUUCGGAUUCAGAAUCAAAAACUCAUAUCAAAAUAAAAGCUGAGAAAUUUGAUUCAGAUGUAGAGUUUAAAAUUCCUAUUAAAAUAAAAGCAGAAAAAGUUUGAGUAAACUAUUUUCUAACUGAUACUAGAAAUACCAAUACUCGUACACAGAUGCAACCUCUCUGAUAUAACACAUAGACUUGGUUUCCUCUCCGACUAUGUUCAUACUGCGAGGAAAGUAAAAAUGUAUGGCAAUAUAAUUAUUUUUUUAAUUAAUUUGUAUGAUAACUUUACAUUUUUUGACGGAUCAACGAUAAGUUUGAUGAUAAGACGAAAUAAUUAUGUACAAAGUGGUACAUACAUGUAAUAUGAAACAUAAAAAUAUUUUUAUUAAUAGAUACAAAUUAUUUUAACGUACACAACGUAAUUGUCGUCAUGUACCCUGCGAAUCGAAGAUUUGUUUCAUUUAGCUCUGAAACUAUGUACUAUCAUCGUUGAUUAAUCAGAGAAUUAUGUAAUUUUUCCUACAAAUGUAUAUUGUAUUACUGUAAAUGUAUACUGAUUACUGUAAAUAAUCACAAAUAAUUUUUUUGUUUUUGUGCUAUACAUAAGAAAGAUAUUAGACAUGUAUAUCUGCAGUGUAUUCUUAAAGAGUUUAAGCUUUUUUUUUAUACAAGAGAAAAACUUUCGCAAUUUUUCGGAUUAGUCCGAGAGAGAGAAAGAAUUCAUGCACCAAAUUUAUUCAUACCGAAUAGUCAACGUAUCAAGAUGUAAAUAUUUAUCUCUUUUUUUAAUGUUGGACAAUAAAUUACAGCAGAAUGUUAUAUUAUGUACAUUAGAAUUCUUAUAUUACUUUAACACACACAUUCGCGUUUUUUAUAAACAUAUUAUUAUAAUAUAUUUUUUGAUUCGAUAAUCGUACGUCAUGGCAAAAUAAAAUAUAAUUGUGGCAUUAGAUGUAUACUUUGCUCCUCAGGAGAUUAAUGUUAUAAAUUAAACUUUACGACAGAUAUUGCGUUUCUAGCCCGAUAAUCCGGAAAGCGAUUUGCAUAAUGAAAAAAAGAAAUCUCUUAUCCUA
This is a messenger RNA of Formica exsecta, 3338 nucleotides long. RefSeq names its product putative histone-lysine N-methyltransferase 1 (gene Polr1F). The record is from RefSeq and is a predicted model, not a curated record. Gene Ontology annotation, biological process: DNA-templated transcription initiation. The transcript has 3 exons. The coding region runs from base 383 to 2383 and encodes 666 amino acids. Gene Ontology annotation, cellular component: RNA polymerase I complex. NCBI's taxonomy places the organism in Eukaryota, Metazoa, Arthropoda, Insecta, Hymenoptera, Formicidae.